Molecule: messenger RNA, 3647 nt
Organism: Trachymyrmex septentrionalis
Lineage: Eukaryota; Metazoa; Arthropoda; Insecta; Hymenoptera; Formicidae
Gene: wit
Product: bone morphogenetic protein receptor type-2
Exons: 12
Coding region: 299-3160 (953 amino acids)
Biological process (GO): protein phosphorylation; BMP signaling pathway; cellular response to growth factor stimulus
Cellular component (GO): plasma membrane; signaling receptor complex
Molecular function (GO): transforming growth factor beta receptor activity; ATP binding
Source: RefSeq, a predicted model, not a curated record
UAGGACGCGACUCAAUGGACACCGACACGGGCUGCCUGUCAAAUAUACGGGAUUCACGCGACGCUUCUUUCGAAUGAGCUUGGCGGCGUUCUGAGGACAUGGUGCGAUGUCGCAUCCGACGGUGGCCACAAUAACGCGCGUGAACCACAUUGAACUUCCACGAGGACCGCCGAGCAAAAUCAGAUGAACUCCGAAUCUCAACGGCAGCAUUAUGUAUUACUACGAUGAAAGAUGCUAAUUCUUAAGGAGCUCUGCUUCUGUUGAAGUGGUUCUGGUUCAAGAGGCCUGCUAAAGCACAAUGAGAGCCAUUGUAUCAAUCGUGCUGAUCACACUGCUGUGUGGCAUAAGCUUAGCUCCUAUCAAUGCCAUUAGGAAAUGUGCCAGUAGAAAGAAAAAUGUUGAAAAUCUUUCUUUGAAGCAGAAUUCAGCAGAUGUUACAUCCAAUGAUCAUAAUAUAAAUGAAGAUGUGAAAUUUGAGAUAUGUAAUAAUUUCUGUCAUGCCUUGUGGCAAGAAGAUAAAACAGCAAAUGGCACUGAAAUAACUAUUUUGUCUCAAGGUUGUUGGAAACAGUCUGGUGAACAAAAAUGUGAAAAUAUAGAAUGUGUUGCACUCCAGAGAUCUACAAAAGCUUUGAACAACACAAAGUUUUGUUGCUGUCACGGAGAUUUUUGUAAUCGCAAUAUUACAAGCUCCAAUCUUGCAGAUCCGGAUAACAAAAUAUUUAAUCCUCUUUCAUCGCAAAAGAGUCAGCCAACUACAGAAUAUCUUGAACAGUCAAAUUAUGAACGAUUAUUGCUUAUUAUAAUAACCGGCGUAGCAUGUACAUCGCUAGUAAUAUGUACUAUAUCCAUGAUUAUAUACAAAUCCUCUCACAACAAUAUUUUAAUAAGAUUAGGAAAAUCAUUAUCUUACAAUGAUCAGUUCAUGGAUAGCACAGCAUUAAGAACUGGUACUUACACUGUUGAUCAUUUGAAACUCGCAAAUAUUGUAGGUCAAGGACGAUACGGAUCAGUUUGGCAGGGCAGUAUGGGAGAUCAAGAUGUUGCAGUUAAAAUAUAUCCAUCACAUUAUCGCAAUUAUUUUCAGAAUGAAAGAGAUACUUAUUGUCUACCUUUUAUGGAACAUCCAUCAUUAUUAAGCUAUUAUGGUGUGGAUGAAAGAAUAAGCAUGGAAGGUAGUAUUGAAUAUCUUUUGGUACUCAGUUUUGCUCCGGGUGGUAGUUUAACAGAAUUCUUACGAACUCACACUAUUGAUUGGAACACAUUCUGCAAAAUGAGUCUUUCCAUUGUUAAAGGACUUGCUUAUUUACAUACGGAUAUACGCAAAGGUGACAAGUUUAAGCCAUGCAUUGCACAUAGGGAUAUAAAUUCAAGAAACAUAUUAAUUAAAGCUGAUGGUUCUUGCUAUAUUUGUGAUUUGGGAUUAGCAGUUCAAAUUUCUGGAUCGAAAUAUUAUUCUAAUGGAGAGGAGCAGCAUGCCGAAUUAAAAUCAAUUAAUGACGUGGGCACUCUGAGAUACAUGGCGCCAGAAGUGUUGGAUGGUGCUGUUAAUUUACGGGAUUGCGAAAGUUCUUUAAAACAAAUAGAUGUUUAUGCAAUGGGUUUAGUUCUUUGGGAACUGAUUACAAGAUGUUCUGACAUUUAUAUUCCUGGAUCGGAUGUACCGCAAUAUAAACAACCAUAUGAAAAUGAAAUAGGUCUUCAUCCAACGUUUGAACAAAUGCAAGUCUUAGUAUCACGUAAUAAAGCAAGACCACUUUUAGAAGGUAACUUAGUAGAUAGACCAGGAGUGCGUUUGAUUAAGGAAACUAUAGAAGAUUGUUGGGACGCUGAUGCUGAAGCUCGUUUAACUGCUUUGUGUAUAGAAGAACGACUUUCAGAACUGCAAUCUCAUCGUGUAACGAUGCACUUUACUGAUGGAAGUCCAAUGGUGAAUUCUCACUGCACCUUAGUGCCUUCAACGACAAACAGUCUUUAUAGUGAAUCCUCGCAUCAUGACAAUGUACAUGUUGUUCAACUUGCAUUGAACAUGGUGCAAGAUAGUAAUACUAACGAUAGUGCAAUAGCUGAAAAUUUAGUUACAUUAUCACCAUCUGACAGCGUUGCUCAUGAACACAGUUUCAAAAAUUCAAACGAAGUAGCAACAUAUAAUCAUACUCAAACGCUUCAGCCGUAUCAGGGCAGAAAUCCGUGUAUGGAAAGAAAUUUAAUGUUACAAUCAGAUUCGUUGGAAGACUUAAGCUGUAAUGGUAACAUUCUCGUCGAUAAAUCACUGAAGCAUGCGUGUAAUGAUCAAUACAAAACUGGAACAGAAGCACAAGGCUUAGUUUCGCACGAUUAUUUAAGUCAACAUACUACUCAAUUGACACAACUUAGGCCGGCAACGCCUAUACCAUAUGUUCAAAAUGUUAUUUCUGAUGAAGGAUCAUCUUAUGGUAAGAGAAAACAGACAAAUGUACAGGACACGUCUCUUCAAGAAAGCCCACGGAAAAAAUUAUUUGCCUGGCCCAAUUUAAAGAAAUUGCUCAUCAAUAAGAAAAUGUAUCCAUAUAGCAGAUACCAAAUAGAUAGAGAAGAUUCUAAGUCAAAUUUAUUAUCAAAGCAAAAUGUCCAGAUUAAAACUGUAGAAACGAACGUAACAAUUUCGCCUGGAGGAAAAUAUAUAAAUGGUAUUAUUGGUAAGACUUCUACUUCGGCGAUGCCAGUAGAGAAGAAUGACAAAAAUAUCGCACAAACGGGGAAGCAAAAACAGUAUGAGAAUGAUAAUGCGACGUCUAACGCGCGUCCUUCCACUUUGCCUCUCGUAAAUUUAAGAAAUAAAAAACGAGAAAAUAAUCUAAGCAGGCAAGAAAGCAUAGAUAAAUUUAAUGAAGUCUUUAAUGUGGGUUCGAAUGUAAACAACGCAUUGAAAGAUCCACAUAUGAGAAUAAAAACACCCGGUGAUUUGCCACCGUCUGUUAGGAAAGUUCGCGGUCGAGCGCAAUCAACGGCGCGAUUUUCGCUUUACGAUGAUCGCAUGAUGUGCAAUAUUCUGAACGAAGAGGACGAUCAAAGUGACAAAGCCAUUUGGAAUUCUGUGCCAUUUGGUAUGGAUCUCGGUGAUAGUGAUGGAAAACAUUCACCAACGAAACUUGGUACCAAAAAUGUUACGUGCUUUUAAUCAGAUAUUAAUGUAUUUGUAAAGUCUUUAUGUCUAUAAUAUAUAGAGUCAAGAAAAAAAGAAACGCUGUAAGGUAUCUUCAGCUUCGAUUUAUGUACAGAAUUUGUGUAUAAGAAUAAGUAAGAUUUUAUACUCACAAAAUAUAUUGCUACGAUACAGAUUUAAAUAAUGAAAUUUUAAAAAAAUUAGAAAUGUAAUCAGAAGCUCGUGCUAUUAAAUUCAUUUGUCAUGUUAUAUUGAUAGCAUACUUUGGACGUAAUGAAUGCUUUUGAUGAAAUAGAUGAUUGGGUGACAAGUGCACAUAAUAAUUACGGAUAGAAAAUAGAAAAUCAAAUCGAUAAUCUAUAUGCGCUGAAAUGUGAGAAAUGAGUUUAUUAUGAAAUUGCUUUCAUAUAUACGAUAUUUGUGAUUUAUUGUAAUUCUUUAUAUUCUCAAUGUUUUUUUCGAUUUAAUAGACUUAAUGAAUUUUCAGAGUAAUUGAUAAACA